AUGUUACAAGCUGCGUACACUCUAAAGCACAGUACAUGGCGACAAAUAAACACUAAACAGAAACAUCCGGAACCAGCAUACGAACAAUGCGACACGUCCAUCAAGUUCGUAGGGUACCCUAAUCGACGCAUGGAAGGGCGUUUAGCGUUGGACAGGCGACUUCCUUUCCCGCGCCAAUGCGCAGGAGCAAAGAGCCCAGUAACUGAGUACCGGCUAGACGGGGCACACGAUCUACUGUCGAAAUCGUUUAUUGACCUAAAGGCUACUGACAGUAACCCUAAGUUGAUAUUCUAUAUCGUCGAAAUGGCCAACGAACACACGGGCAAACCUAAAGAAUUCGAUAAGUCAGCUUUGAACAAUGCAGUGUUGUGGUGUUUAAGUGUUUUUGUUCUAUUGUUUAGUGGUUACGGAUUGUACCGGCAGCAUUGCUUGGAGCAGCGAGUGCUCGUUCUAGAGAAAGAGCAGUUAAUGCUGAAGAAACUAGUGCAACAGAACCCGGUGGAUCCAGAGAAGUUGCUUCGAAGGGAGACCAGAGAUGCUAAUGACUGCAUAUGUCCCGCAGACAAAAAGACAGAAUUAGCAUAUAUUUAUAACAUUAGCAUGGAAGUCGUCGUCAUCCCUGGUGCCGACUCAGCGGCCACGAUAGAUUUACGACAGUGGCUGACAAAUGAGAUCUGCACAGAUUCCCAGCUCUUAUAA
Molecule: messenger RNA, 699 nt
Organism: Chilo suppressalis (striped riceborer)
Lineage: Eukaryota; Metazoa; Arthropoda; Insecta; Lepidoptera; Crambidae
Source: the annotation of a GenBank genome assembly